AUGCCCUACCCAACAACUCUAGAGCUAAUUGGUGGACAAGGAGGUCAUCCAUUUUCAUUUACUGGUGAGAACGACGGUGCCAGUUUAGAGAAGAUCUGGGUUUGGGUUGGAGAAUGGCAGGUGAAGGCUGUCAAGGUUUGGCUUUCAGAUGGGAGAGUUGAAACUUUUGGACAUCCAGCUGGAGAUCCUCAAGAGUACAAGUUCAAGCCUGGUGAGUGUUUCACCUCACUGUCCUUGUGGGGGAACGGAGCAGGAACACGUCUUGGAGCUAUCAAAUUCACAACCACUCUUGGGGGAUCAUUCUUUGCAAAGAUGACGAAAUGGGGUUUAAAAACAGAAUAUCCCAUUGAUGUCGGCUCUGGAUAUUGUUUGGGAGUUGUAGGAAGAGCUGGUGCUGACAUCGACUGCAUGGGAUUCAUGUUUCUCAAUGAAGUUCAAUCAGUAAUUCUCACCGAUGUCAACUAUCCCACUAUCCAUCAACUAAAAGAACAGGUGGAAGUAGAAUCAAUCGAAUCCCUCACUUUCAGAAAUGACUCCUCCAUCACUCAAGAACAAAAAAUUGAAACCUCAAAGAAAAUAACCAACAAAUCUUCAUGGUCUGUGAGUGCAAGUUUGACAGCAACAUUUAGUGUGGAAGUGAAGGCUGGGAUUCCAAUGGUUGCAGAAGAAACAGCAGGAUUCAGUGUUAGUGUUGGACUUGAAAGCACUUACAGUCAGGAGUACACAGAAGAGAGAACCGAAACUCUGUCUACUAAUAUCGAUGUGCCACCAGGGACGCAGGUGGAUGUUUCAAUCACCAUUGCAAGAGCCAAUUUUGACCUGCCUUACACUGGCACAAUGCAGAUCACCUGCACGAAUGGCAGUAUGUUAAAGUACAAAACCGAGGGCACCUACAAAGGCGUCAAUUACACUGAUAUCAAAGUGGAGACUAAGGAAUCUCCUCUGUAAUGUUAAGACAGAUUGCACAUGUAACACAAGUUCUUUGAUUACUUCUAAUUUUGUCAAUCAUGUAUCAGUUGUUUUACAUUUAGGCCAAAUUGUUCAGUGUUAUUUGGUGGUUGGGUGUUUCCCCUGUGUGUGUGCGUGUAUAC
Messenger RNA from Megalobrama amblycephala (Wuchang bream), 1091 nucleotides. RefSeq names its product aerolysin-like protein. The record is from RefSeq and is a predicted model, not a curated record. NCBI's taxonomy places the organism in Eukaryota, Metazoa, Chordata, Actinopteri, Cypriniformes, Xenocyprididae. The transcript has a single exon. Bases 1 to 948 code for a protein of 315 amino acids.